Rhododendron vialii is the source of this 1350-nucleotide messenger RNA. Its product is annotated as putative disease resistance RPP13-like protein 1. The record is from RefSeq and is a predicted model, not a curated record. The transcript has 2 exons. Lineage: Eukaryota; Viridiplantae; Streptophyta; Magnoliopsida; Ericales; Ericaceae. The coding region runs from base 1 to 1350 and encodes 449 amino acids.
AUGCAUGAUCUUGUACACGAUCUUGCUCUAGAUGUCUCAGAGGGUAGUUGUUUGACUUUGAAAACUCGCGAGCUUAAGAACCGUCCCGAGGUUCAACAUCUUUCAUUGUGUCUCAAGGAAGAAAGAAGGUUAGAAAUUUCAGAUGAAAAUAUUGGGAAACUGAGAACCCUAUUCUUAACUGGAGAUCUUCCCAAAAAUAUUGAAGAUCUCAAAUCUAUUCGUGCCUUGACAAUAGUUAAAUCUGGUGUGAAAGAGUUAUCAAGUUCUAUAUGCAAGUUCAUACACCUAAAAUAUCUUGACCUCUCAAAGUCUUCUUUUGAAAAAGUGCCAAAUUCUAUCACCAAGCUCUACAAUUUAGAAACAUUGAAACUACCACCAUCUUCAAAUAUUUUAGAAGAGGUUCAAAUAGAAUUCCAUAACUUGGUUAGCUUGAGACAUCUUUGUGUGGAAUAUACAGAAAAUAGUAGGAAAAUGACUCCAACCAUGAUAGGGCGUUUGACUUCUUUGCAAACAUUACCAUUCUUUUCUGUGGGUAAGGAUCAAGGCCGUAAAAUUGAAGAGUUGGGAAGUUUAAGCAAGCUACGAGGUAGAUUAAGUGUUUACGAUCUCCAGCACGUGAAAGACCAGGAAGAAGCAAAUGAAGCCAACAUGUUCGGAAAAACAAAAAUUACAGAGUUGAGAUUUCAUUGGGAUGCGGACUAUGAAGACUCCAACAUUAACUGCAGUGAUGUCUUGGAAGGACUCAAACCUCACAAGAAUCUUAGGCGUUUAAUGGUUAAAGAUUUCGGAGGACAAAGAUUGGCAUCAUGGAUGAGGAGCAGAGAUGAUCAGUUGCUUCAAAAUUUGGUGACAAUCGAACUAAUUCGCUGCAAGUUUUGUGAUGAUAUCCCAAUACUUGGACACCUUCCGCACCUUGAAGUUGUUGAAAUGGUUGGAUUAGAUAAUGUGGAAAUCAUUGGUCCUGAUUUCUAUGGAUUUGAUGAACGAACUGUCGCUGGUAGAAGCACUACUGUGGCUGCACCAACACAAAUAGUAUUUCCGGCAUUGAGGAAACUCACUAUUCAUGGUAUGCAGAAGCUAAAAGAGUGGUCAGAUGUAUCGUCAUUGCCUCCUGCAACCACGAGUAUGAUGGAGUUCUUUCCUCGUCUCGAGGAGUUGUAUAUCUCUAAAUGCCCUAACUUGAUUACCAUUCCAGGUUUGGGAAGGGUGUACAGACCCUGUUCGACCAUAGUGGUACAUCAGAAUGCGGAAAAUAUUGAUACUCUAAUUGAAAAUGUGCUGGAAAAGACCAGCAAGUUCCUAAGACAUCUGGUAAUAGCGGAAUUCAAGGAGUUGUGUUAUUUACCAUAG